Molecule: messenger RNA, 1081 nt
Organism: Branchiostoma belcheri (Belcher's lancelet)
Lineage: Eukaryota; Metazoa; Chordata; Leptocardii; Amphioxiformes; Branchiostomatidae
Product: hydroxysteroid 11-beta-dehydrogenase 1-like protein
Exons: 6
Coding region: 81-989 (302 amino acids)
Source: RefSeq, a predicted model, not a curated record
ACAUGUGUGUAACGCUUGUAACCGUUUGCUCUACUCUUAGCUGUAUACAGAUCUAGUACCGUACCAUAUCAUAUCAUAUUAUGUCCCGUCUAGCGUGGGCCAGUCUUGUGGUAGUGUUGGUGGCUGUGGGAAUCGGCGUCUACUGGAACUACGAUGGCUACGACCCAGAGACAAUACGCGGUGCAACAGUCGUCAUCACUGGCUGCAGUACUGGUAUCGGCGAAGAGAUGGCGUACCAGUACGCCCGACUGGGAGCAAAGAUCCUCAUCACAGCCAGGAGGGAGAACAGGCUGAAGGAGGUCGUAGCGAAAGCGAAGUCCCUGGGUGCCCAGGAGGCGCACUACGUGGCCGGGGACAUGGGGAAGGCGGAGGACUGUGAGAGAACCAUUCAAGUAGCCAAGGAGAAAUUCGGACGUCUUGACUAUCUUGUCCUGAACCACGAAGGGUCAAGUGUCAAGAAUAUCCACGAGUACUUUGGGACAAAGUCUUGGCUGGAGGACCCUGAUAUGGACUUCUUCGUGGACUACAUGAAAAUCAACGUCGUCGCUUACGUCCGGCUGGCCUCCCUGGCACUGCCUCUGCUGAAGGAGAGCAAAGGACACAUCAUUGUUAUGUCGGCUUUCAUUGGGAAAGUUCCGUUUCCGAACAUAACCUGGGGCGUGACGGUGAAGUUCGCCCUUGACGGGUUCUUCAGCUCCCUCCGUGUGGAACUGAUGAAGGCUGGACAGGACGUGUCCGUCACACUGCCGAUACUCGGCAUGAUAAGAACCCCAGCGGCGCAAGAAAUGAUGCAGAAAACGGAGAAGGGACGGGAGUUGCUGAAGAUGGCCGAAAAUGUUAACGAUACAGCCCUGGCCAUCAUCCGGGGAGGGGCCACCCGAGCCCGGGAGGUGUACUACCCGGCCUACAUGUGCUGGACUCUGACCAAACUCAGGGCCAUAGCUCCUGCCUUAGUCGACUACAUCGUCAUGAAUAUGGGAGACUUUUAAUGACUAUCAUGAAAGUUCAUCUGUGUUGGUAGUAAUCAUAGUAAAACGUUGAACUUUAUUCCAACACACAGUUUACAGAGAUCAAAUUUUCA